Molecule: messenger RNA, 5027 nt
Organism: Dunckerocampus dactyliophorus (ringed pipefish)
Lineage: Eukaryota; Metazoa; Chordata; Actinopteri; Syngnathiformes; Syngnathidae
Gene: sox2
Product: SRY-box transcription factor 2
Exons: 2
Coding region: 3342-4316 (324 amino acids)
Biological process (GO): regulation of DNA-templated transcription; anatomical structure morphogenesis; cell differentiation
Molecular function (GO): DNA-binding transcription factor activity, RNA polymerase II-specific; RNA polymerase II cis-regulatory region sequence-specific DNA binding
Source: RefSeq, a predicted model, not a curated record
GCGUGUGAGACAGUGGUGGGUGUGUUGCACUGGAAUGACAUCGCUUUGGCCAUAAUGCUUGACAGACCGGCUAAUACUCCUGAUAAUAAUAAUAAUAAUAAUAAUAAUAAUAAUAAUAAUAAUAAUCUUAUUAUUAACAAUAAUAAUGAUUAUAUAUUUUGUAUACUGCCGUAUACCUGACAUACUGAAAUCCAUGUUGGAAUUUGUUUUAUUCAAUUACUUUUUCUAAAUAAUAUUAGUCGUCAUCAUAGUAAUGCCAUUGAUUUUUUUUUAAAAAACAUUGUGUGUUUUCAACUUUAAGGGUUUUUCCAACCCAAAUAAAAUAUAAUUACUUUUAAAUUUACUGUCACUUCUCACUUAAGGUUUUUUUUGACAUGCUUUUGUGGCAUAAUGCAAUUAUGUGAGCGUGUCACGGACCAUUAAGAAAACACUUUAUUUCAUUGAACUAAUUCUCAAGUAAUUAGAGACGCAGUAAAAUUCAUCUUGAUAUAAAUGUCAGUGCAAUUUAGUGGCUCUUCUUUAAAUGGGAAUUGAUUCUCCAAAAUAUUGUUGAAGCAGGAGCGGUGAUGUUUUGACUUGACUCUUGACGGCGUCUCCAGUCCCUGGUACGGCCCCUAGUGGCAAAAAACAUAUCAUUUAUUAUUCCAGUCGAAUUUAAUUUAAAGAUUUAAACAUAUUUACACCCGUGUGAUCAGUGCAAUUAUAAUAUGAUAAUAAAAUAGAUGUAUUAAUUGUGAAAAAUUGUACGUUAUGUGUAUCGUCUACGAUAUUAGUUUUAUGCCAAAAGUUUAAACCUGACAGUUUUUGUUUAAAUUUAUUCCGCAGCAUAUCUUUUUAGUAAUUAUGUGUGUGUGCAACAACAAACCAACACGGCGUGCUACAUUAGUGCACCCAUUCCAACAUGGGGGCUUUUACAAAUACUCCAAGGGAGCCGCAGUGCUUGCUUUUUUUUCUUCCUUUUUUUUUUGUCAAACAACGGCUUUAAUUCACGAUGAUUGUGGAUGCAGGGCCAUUCCCGGCCUGGCUGGGGCCCGCUUUCAGGGAGCCGCAGGUCCCCGCUGUUCCUUUAUUAUCAUAAGCAGAUUAGAGGUAGCGGGGAACACACUCAGACAGCAUGCAGAUAUGCAGAUAGCAGCCGAGCGGCCCAUUUCAACCUUGCAUUAUAAUACUGCGAGCUGCAUGUGUCGCCUCUUGCAGCCUAUUAAGAGCAAGAGGCGUCUUAUGUAAGGUUGCCAUAAUGAGCACACUGGGGCCUUGCUCUUCCGUUUAAUAUCAAAUGGCUAAAACAAAAUAACGAGGCUUGAUCUAUUCACGUCCAAUUACGAUUUGAUCUACAGACACUCCUUUUAAUUAAAUCAAUCCAGGUGUAUGUAUUAGCUAUGGAGUCCUUGCAGAUCAAGUGUUUUUUGUACCUUAUUUUGGUCAAAUUGAUCAUGGUUUUAUUUGUUUGGACAUCCCAUGUGUACACUUGCACCAUUCGUCAUAUAGGAAAAGGAGUUGGAAAAAGCAAAACUUAUUUAAUCAUAGCCCUUCUCCACGUCUAUGACAGAUAAUUCAUGUGUUUAACAUGCUGCAACUUACAAUAAUUCAAUUUUUAAACACUUUUGUCAUUUAACUUUGCUUCACGUACUGUGUUUAGGUGUCCGUUGUUUGAUUGGCCCACGUGGACACGAAAAUGAACCCUUUUUUGUAGCUAAAUGCAAUAAAACUUUUCUUGUAGUUCUUCAUGUGGCCAGUAGACGGCAUUGGUGCCACGCAGCACUCAGACGGGAGAUUUAAAAAGUGUCACCAGUUGAGGCUGCACAGAAAGUUUGUACAAAAAAAACCCCCAUAUGCUUGAAUUAUUUAAAUUAAAGUGUGUGAGGCUGGCCUCAUGUGGUGAUAUCUAGUUUUCGGUUUUGGUUUAAUUGAAAACAUAAAGACAAGCGGGUGUACGUUGCUUUUCACCCGCCAAGUGGCUGAUUGGCUGAGCUUUGCCUUUACUCCAAACACACUUUACCUUAAAAAUAUUCCUCACUUUUAUUACUCGUCCACUUGUAAAGCCUCUGCACGCCGUGUGCAACAGCACCCCUGCAAAGCCCCCCAACAACAACAGCAGCACUGUGGCAGUGGAAGUGGAGUGGAGUUGUGUCUUUGUUCGGACAGAUGUAGCGACAACAUCCCACACAAAACGCGCGUAUUUGUGCUGAGAUGAGCCCGUCUGCCUUCUGUGUGUCGGCAUUCAACUUCGCUAAACAAAAGGGCUGCAUGGGAAAACAUCUUGGAUUACCUUUUACUCUUUUCAACGCUAAAAAGCAACAAGCAACCCCCUCCCCUGCACACAUUCACACAGCAAUUCAAUGCUUUGAGUUAACUAACAAAGUUUACUUAAGUGUUGUUAUGUUAUUGGGGUUGUAAGUGGGGGCAUUAGUGACGUUUUGAUAUUGAACUACUGGCACUUGUAAGAACAAUUACACCUUAACAUUCAAGGCCUACUGACACCAUUCAUUUCAGCUCUUCUCGUGUGACUUUUUAGGGCACUUUGAUUCAUUACAAGAAUUUUGUGUGUGUCGAAAUAUAUCUUUAAGUGGUAUUCGUUUUCCAAUGUAAUAUUUUGAAUUAAUCGCUAACUUUUUUUCAUUUUUUUUUAAAUUAUGGAACGAAAAUUAUGUUUAAAUAGCCUAAUAUAGCCAAGCAAAUGCAGAAGUGCUUCACAGCAUUAUCUGCAUAAUGUUGGGAAAGUGCGUUCACAUGUAUGUAUUAUUAUUGCGUAUGAAAUACUAAAUAUGUACUUUGCAUUGGCUCAUCCAGGCAGCUUCAGGGUGAGUGCCUUUUCUCAGGGCACAACAAGCCACGCCCCUUUAUGCUAAUUAGAGCCUCCCAUUGGUGUGUCAGGGGAGCGAGCCGGCUGUGAUUGGCCAGGUCGAGGCCAUUUAUUUGCUGACAGCCGCGUCACUUGAAUGGUUGUCUAUUAACUUGUUCCAAAACUAUCUGGACUUGUCAGGGCUCGGGCGUACAGGGAAGAAAAAGUAGAGUUUGUUGAUGCUUUUUUGCGUCGAGAGAAGAAGUUUUGUGGACACAACAUAGCGGGGACCUUUUUGGGAGAAGGCGCUCUGUGUGUGGCUGUCGAACACACACUCACCGAGCGGCAGAGAGAGAGAGGACGAGUGUGUGUUUGUGUGUGCGUGUGUGUGUGGAGGCUCGGCUUGUUGUAUUUUUUGGGGGGUCCAGAGAAAAAGUUACAGAGAGAAUCGACAGGUAACUUUUUUGGCAGCUCUUCACCUAGCCUCGUCCUGUUGGACUUUGUGUGUGUGUGUUCGAUUUCACCUGCUUGGGAGCGCGCACCGACAAAGCUGUUCCUGAUGUAUAACAUGAUGGAGACAGAACUGAAGCCCCCAGCUCCCCAAACCAACACGGGGGGCACGGGCAACACCAACACGUCCGGAACCGGCGCCAACCAGAAAAACAGUCCGGAGCGAGUCAAGAGACCCAUGAACGCCUUCAUGGUGUGGUCCCGGGGCCAGAGGAGGAAGAUGGCGCAGGAGAACCCCAAAAUGCAUAACUCGGAGAUAAGCAAGAGACUCGGCGCCGAGUGGAAACUUCUGUCGGAGAGCGAGAAGAGACCUUUUAUCGAUGAAGCGAAGAGGCUGCGGGCCCUGCACAUGAAGGAGCAUCCUGACUAUAAGUACCGGCCCCGGCGGAAGACCAAGACCCUCAUGAAGAAGGACAAGUACACCUUGCCAGGUGGGCUCCUUGCUCCUGGUGGGAACGGGAUGGGCACAGGGGUCGGUGUUGGCGUAGGGGCCGGGCUGGGCGGCGGGGUGAACCAGCGCAUGGACAGUUACGCCGCUCACAUGAACGGCUGGACCAACGGGGGGUACGGCAUGAUGCAGGACCAGCUGAGCUACCAGCACCCCGGACUGAACGCGCACAACCCGAGCCAGAUGCAGUCCAUGCACCGCUAUGACAUGAGCGCCCUGCAGUACAACACCAUGACCAGCUCCCAGAGCUACAUGAACGGCUCUCCGACCUAUUCCAUGUCCUAUUCCCAGCAGACCACACCGGGCAUGACCGCCCUGGGCUCCAUGGGGCCCUCAUCGGUGGUCAAAUCCGAGUCCAGCAGCUCCAGUCCGCCUAUCGUCACCUCGUCCUCCCACCGGGCCGCCCCGGGGUGCCAAAGCGGAGAUCUGAGGGACAUGAUCAGCAUGUACCUGCCCGGGGCGGAGGUCAGCGAGCAGACGGCCCAGACCAGACUACACAUGUCCGGCCACUACCAGAGCACCGUGCCCGGGACGACGAUCAACGGCACGCUGCCCUUAACACACAUGAAGCUGUAGAGGAACGGUGUGGGAGAUGCCCUCUUCACUGCUGGAUGAAGUUUGGAAGACGAGAAACUGGGAGUCGCAAUCAAAUGUUUUAUUAUUGCAAUCACAUUUUGUACAGUAUUUAUCAAAGAAACAUUACAAUCAGAUGAAAUUGUUAAAACGGCAAGAGGUUGCAUCGUUUUUUUUCCUUCUUUUUUAUAUAUAUAUAUACAGUAAGUAACUAAGCCAGCUUUGCAGAAAAUAUAAGAAUGAUGCAGAACUAUUGGAGCGAUCAGUUAUGCUCGUAUUUACUGCAUACUUUGGAAAGAAAAGGGACAUAAAACGAAACAGGUAAUACUGUUUUUUUUUCUUUUAAAUUCAAGUCAAUAUUACUAAAAAGUUUUCAUUUCCCCCUGCUCAUGCAUCUUCAAGGUUAAUUUAUAUUCCCGUCUCCCACUUUUCAUCUGUUUGAGGUAUGACGCUUGUGCUCUUUAUUUUCUAUUUGAUUUGUACAAUUUCUGUAUAUUUACUGUGAUAUUUUAUGUUUUUAUCUCAGAAUUCAUUCCUGUAGUUGUAUUUAAACAAAAAACAAAAAACACUGUGGCCUGUACGCAGAAGCCAACCACUACAUGUAUAUACUGAAACUAAUACCAUCCUUAUAACAGCUACAAUUUCAACUGAGUAUAUUUUUUUUCCAAUAUGCAGUUUGAAAAGAAUAAAUUUUGGAAAUUUGGAUACUUGAAA